Molecule: messenger RNA, 18794 nt
Organism: Cherax quadricarinatus
Lineage: Eukaryota; Metazoa; Arthropoda; Malacostraca; Decapoda; Parastacidae
Source: RefSeq, a predicted model, not a curated record
CAGCUGGUGGUGUCAGUGUGAAGUUGGAGCAGCCGCCAACAUGAUGGGCCUAUUCUCCAUCACCCACCUGCUUUCUGCGAGCCUUCCCAAUAUCUCCAUCUUCACCACCACCACCAGCUAUGUACGAGGUCUGGGGAUGGAAACAUCGUCAGGUGCUUCAUCCUCGUCAGGGAUGUGCUCGUUACCUUGCACACCUGUAGAAGAGGAGCGGCCAGGCUCCUCCCUCAGCACAGCCUCCCGCUCCUCCAGGAUCCCUCGGCUCACCCGCUCUGCCUCCCUCAGGAUAAAGUCCUCCACAGUGUCGUAUAGCAGCAGCGUAACAAACAACACGCCGGAGACGAAGACGACGACGGAGGGCAAGAGCAACGCAGACCCGCGUCCUACCUCUCGUGCAGAAGUUAAAGGCAUCACCAGAUCAGCCAGCUUCGUCACAUCGCGGGGGAUGUAUGGGCGCGCCUCUCCCCCCUCCACGACACACACGCCCACCUCAAGCCACCACCGACACUCGUCCUCCACUCCCAGGGUGUACGGACCCUCCCUCACGCCGGAGACCCCACGAAGGGUACACCACGCCAGCGCCUACACCAGGAGGACCACAUCUCUCACUGAGAGGAAGACUCACACCAAUGUAGAAAGUGAGAGCAAGAACUCCAUUAACACAACAGCUAUAUGCAAUGGUCCAAGCCAGAGAGGAGAGACGCAGGGACGUCUUGCCACAGAACCUCGUGCUACUCCUUCAACACCCACACCCAAGACUUCAUCCACACCCUCAGAAGGAAGUGAGCCUGAACUCAGUCGCUUAAUGGAUAAUUUAACUACUGUUACAUCAGAAUCUGGAGCAGUGAGAGUCCCAGUGGUGUCUCCUGCAGGAGGCUCUGUAGCAGAAACCACGGCAGAUUCUGUUGAACUCACUCGGUCUCUGGCAGACUCAGGCCAUUAUGAAGAUCUCACGUCACCGUGCCUCUCUUCAAGGGAUCCAUUUGAAGCAAGCAGAGGAUCAUUGAGAGGACCGCGCAUUGAUGAGGAUGAAGAUGAAGUGGAUCCAUGGACUGUGGUAGAGGAGACUGAAGCAAGGCUUAGAGAAGAGUAUGAAAGACGGGAAGAUCAACUGAAGCGGAACCACAUGGAUGAAUAUCAUGAACUGAAAGAAAAGCACAAUGAUCGUGUGGAAUCUCUCCUUUCAAAACUCAGUGAUGCUAAUCUCAAGUAUUUUGAACUGCGACCGAUGUAUGAUCGAAGUCAAGAAAGAGUUCGUGAGUUGGAAAGAGAUGUGACAAGGCUGAAGGAUGAGCUUUCAGAGGCUGAACUCCGUCACCAGAAGAUGUACUUACAAAUGUUUCUCAAAGGCCAGCAGUCAGCAAAAUUACAAGCUGAUGAUCAAGAUGGGGAAGAUGGAAGCCAGUCUUCCUUAUCCUCUGUUGGUCCAAUGGUGGACCUUUUGAAGCAGUUAUCACGUACUGAAGAUGAACUAGAAAAGAUAAAGGGAGCUGUACCCUUCUUGCCUUCCUCACUGUCCUCCCCUGUGAUCCGAGGACUCACAGACACCUCUUCUCUUGGUGCACCAAACGCAGCACUCCUGGACGGUAAACAGGCCAUCAGCUUGUACUUCCAGGGACGUAGACAGGCCCUUUACCACCGUGAAGUUGCAUGCCGAAAUAACAACAACAACGGCAGCAGCAUCACCAAGAAUGGGGAACUGGACCCGGAAGUCACUCUUCAGUUUCUUAAGUCAGCCAUAUAUUAUUUCCUCACUGAUAAAGAUAACUCAAGGGGCCACUUGCGUGCCAUUGAGAGUAUACUAGGAUAUACCGACAGUGAAAGAUAUAACAUAGAUAAAGUAGUUAAGUGAGAAGACAAAAACUAUUCUUAUUAAUGUUUUUAUAUUAUGUAAAAUUACUUAUCAUAGUGUCUUAAUGUUAUAAAGGGUUUUAAAUUAGGCAAGUAAUUGCUGUGAUUAUCUAGUUGAUUAUACUUUUCCUUGGUAUGAAUAAUAUGCAAUUUCACACAUCUGAAUUUUUCUAGCCUGUGAUACAUGAAUGUGUUGCUGAGGCUACAGGUUGUCAGAUACUAUAGAGAGCUCUUGCUUGUAUGCACUGAAUGUAGAAUGUUUUUUGUGAUGUGGGGCCUUAGUGGUAUAGGUACUGCUACUCUUGUGAAUAGUAUCCAAAAGAAUUUUAUAGUACAAGGGUAACAUGUGUAAAUGUUGGUUUCUCUUUGCCCUGUACACGAGUUGCUGAGGCUUCAAAGGCCAUCUCAACAACCAGAAAUGCUGAUAGUUGUAUUUAAAAAAAAUUCUAAGACCAUGUGGGUUGUUUAGCUGCCUGAGGAAUUGUGUAAUUCUAAAUGUCUCGUAAUGUAUUUCAUAGUAAACUCUGUUUGCGGUGCCUCUGUUUGCAGCAGUUUGAUAAUGGCAUCAUUCUAAAGCUAUAAAGUAAUGGUCAUAAAAUUUGUAUAUAAAUAAAAAUUGGUUAAACAUGCAAUUUUUCAUAAAAAAUUCCUGUUUGGAAAUUAGUGGACUAAUUAGUGACAUGUUAUAUAACUUAAUUACCGUGUUGAAAGUUUUGUAUAUUUUUCUCAUGCAUAUCCCACAGCGCUGCAUGACCCUUGUCGGUUUAGCGCUUUAUUUGAUUAUAAUAAUAAUUCUCAUGCAUAUGAAUGUGUAAAGUUUAUCAUACUGCAUGUGUAGCAUGUGGUUCUCCUCAUAAAAUCACAUAUUGCAUAUAGUGUAUGCUCAUGUACAUGGAUAUGCAUUGUGUAGUAUAUAUAUAUGUGUGUAAAUGCACAUGCAUAUGCUGUGUGUAUAAUUACAUGGUUUUUUAUUACCACACUUGCUGUUUCCCACUAAGGUCUGGUGACUGAAGGAGACAAUGUCCAUCACACUUCCAAUAACUAUCUUCUCAUAACUGUGUGUAGUUCAGAGUCCAGUGGUCCUCUGAACUGCAGUACCUGCACUCAUCUUUCAGAGUGCAAGCACUCUAAUUUCCACCUCCAAGACAAGUUUGGUUCACUGAUUUUCCUGGAGCCCUUUGUUAAUGUAAUUUUGCUCAUACUCUGAAAGCACUUCGAAUAAAAUCUACUGUAUUAGUUUCUGUUCACUUCAGUCAACCUGCAUCCCCCCCCCCCCCACACACACACACACAGCAAAGAAAAAGUGCAUAUACACACACACACAGGACAAAAUGGUAACUAACAUCUGUCAGAGUUGUCAGGAAAUGUAAUAGUCUGGGAAUUGAUGUAGUGGAGGCAGGAUCCAUACAUAGCUUUAAAAAGAGGUAUGAUAAAGCUCCUGGAGCAGGAAGAGUACCCAAUAGUGACCAGUGAAGAGGCAGGGCCAGGAGCUAUGACUUGACCCCUGCAACCACAACUAGGUGAGUACAUGACACAACACACCACAAAUGUGUGCAUGUACACACACACACACACACACACACACACACACACACACAUACACAGGAAAUCCUGUGUCACAAACCUAGAGUUCCAUGACAGGGUGACAGCAAUAAGAUGAGAGGGGUGAGUAGAUUGCAUUUUCUUGGACUGUAAGAAGGCUUUUGAAAGUUCCACACAAAAGCUGAGGACCAGGCAGGUACAAUGGGGAAGCCACUGCAGUGAAUCAGAGAAUACCUGACGGGAAGACAUCAGCGAGUCAUGGUACAUGACGAGGUGUUGAAGUGGGUGCCUGUGUCGAGCGGGGCUCCACAGGGGUCAGUCCUAGGACCGGUGCUGUUUCUGGUAAAUGUGAAUGACAUGAUGGAAGAAAUAGACUCCGAAGUGUCCCUGUUUGCAGGUGACGUGAAGUUAAUGAGGAGAAUUCAGUCAGAGGAGGACAAGGCAGGACUAGAAGAAUCUGGACAGACUGCAGGCCUGGUCCAGCAACUGGCUUCUGGAGUUCAAACCCACCAAGUGCAAAGUCAUGAGGAUUAGGGAAGGGCAAAGAAGACCACAGAGAGAGUACAGUCUAGGAGGCCAAAGGCUACAAACCUCACUGAAGAUAAAGGAUAUUGGAGUGUGUAUAAUACCGAGCACAUCUUCUGAGGUGCACAUCAACCAAAUAACUGCUGCAUCAUAUGGGCAACUAGUGAACCUAGGAUUAGCAUUCCAGCAUCUCAGUAAGGAGUCAUUCUUGGCCCUUUACACCAUGUGUGUCAGGCCCAUAUUGGAGUAUACAGCUCUAGUUUGGAACCCACAUCUGGCCAAGCAUGUCAGGAAAGUAGAGAAAGUGCAAAGGUUUGCAGUGAGGCUAGUGGUGACCAGUGAAGAGGUGGGGCCAGGAGCUGUGACUCAACCCCCUGCAGCCACAAUUAGGUGAGUACACACAAGUGUAUACACCUGCUGGAUGCAUAAGCCUCUACCAGUCAAAAUCUCUUUCUCUCCAGCCCUUCAUGGGACAUGCUUUACACCUUCCAUCCUGUGUGUGUUUAUGAACUCUAUCAACUGAUUCUGCUUCAUGCUUUCCAAAUGCCCCAUGUCAAUAACCCCUCCAAACUGAAUUAUACUUUUCAUUCCACUAUGCAGUAUUUUUAAGCUUCUUAUUCUCUACAUAAUAUUCACACUAUUCAUUAAUCUCAAACAUGAUCUCUCCCGUAUCAAGCAUCCUCUAUACUGCAACCUGCAGAGAUCAUGCCUUAUAUACAAGUGUGUUGAUACCACUAUACUUUGAUAGUCUUUUUGUGUCCUAAUAAACUCUUCUUUCUGCAGAUACCUCAACACACUAGGUUUUUUUUUUUUCCUCACCUUGUCUUUCAUACGCUCGUCUGCCAAUAUGUCCACUUGAGUGUGUAAAUGUAUUUACUCCUUCUAGACUCCAUUCCAACUGGCUCCCCUUCCUCCCCUCUUUUUAUAAAUGCAACAUUCAAUUUAUCCAUCCUGAGAUUUGCCUUUCCUUAAUUUAUAAAUGCAACGAACAUCUCUACCCUUUUCUAAGUAUUGCUUAUUUAAAUGCUUUAGAACAAAACAUUUCUUCCACUCCUGUUUUUAUUUUUUGUUCGCCCAACUGUUUUCAUGGUUAUUAUACCAUACACUUUACCCAGUAUAAUUGGAAAACUUGUUUCUCUACUUUUUCUUUCAUGCAUAUAUUAAAUGCACCAGCUACUCCCAAGCAUGUUCCAUGCCUUUUUCCAUUAUUAUUAUAAUAAAAAAGAAGCGUUUAGCCACAAGGGCUAACACCUUUUUUCCAGAGGCUUGGUCUUGUUCCCAUCUAACCCAGCUGCUUACUCUUGUCCUACCCACUGUCUAUACACUUUAACAUUCACCUUGGACUCUUUCCUACUAACAGUGUGUUAACCACUGGUCCAGUUGUUAGCACACUGGCCUGUGAGUUUUAAGACUCGCCUGCCAAGGGUUAGAGCUCCACGUUUUGUGAAAUAUUUCAGGAAACUACAGUUUUCCACCAGUGUAGGGUGACUGAAAGGAAUACAUUCAUCACUACUGUAAUUCAGUAGUGCAGUUACAAUUCAAAUUCCUCUCCAAAUAGGAACAUCACCAUCUAUCCUUCAGAGUACAGGCAAUGUACUUCCAACCUCCAGGACUUGGGUCCAGUUAACAGAUUUCUCCGAAUUCAUUUGUUACCAUGCUCACACUCAAUAUUUCAAAUCCCAAAAAUCUAAUAUGUUCUCAAAUGUGAAGGUCUGCUGUACGUUCAGGUUCCUUACCCAUUAUCCUUUCAUUGUCCAGACCUCCAAAAUUAAUAUGUUCCCAGUGUCCACUUUAACCCUUUCAAUGGCCAGUUUGAGAUGUUUUCUCAGGUGUUUUUUAUAGCAUUAUUGGCUGUUUCUGGGUAUCAUUUGAUAUAAAGGAAGACUUACUAUUGAAAUAGAGAUGAUUUUAAUUGGUUUCAGUAACGAGAGGAGCUUGAAACUGAGCUCAUAGUCGGGAAAUGUUUGUUUUUUUGCCACUAUUCCUGAGGACAGUCUGUUUUAUAGGUCUUUAAUAGGUCUGAUUCAAUUAUUGGGAUGCCAUAAACUAUGACCAAUCAUUCCUAGUUAUAUUUUAUUUGAGAAAGACUAAAUCUUCUAUUUUUGUGUUAUUAAGAAUUCAAAAUGAUGGGAAAUGGUAAUAGUGGAUCCCUGGUUACCGAUAUUUUUUCAUUCCAGAAGUAUGUUCAGGUGCCAGUACUGACCGGAUUUGUUCCCAUAAGGAAUAUUGUGAAGUAGACGAGUCCAUUUCAGACCCCCAAACAUACACGUACAAACGCACUUACAUAAUUGGUCGUAUUGGGAGGUGAUCGUUAAGCGGGGGUCCACUGUAUAGGAGAGGCCGGGAGACGUGACUAAUGAAGAGAGGAAAUGUUUUAUUGCCAGGAAUGUCUACAUUGUUAAUUUUGGACUCUGUUUUUAAGUUUUCUUCAAGGGAAAGGGGCUCCCUGGUAUGGUGAAGAGGCCCUUGGUCUGAGGAAUUAGGCCUUUUGGUCUCCUUCCUCAGACUGAACCUAAUUAUUUCUCUUUCCCUACCCCACCCUCUCCAUACCCCCCUUUUUUCCCCUUUCCUCCCCACCCUCCUCUUGUUUCCCAUCCUGUUUGUAGCCACUGGGGUCCUCCCCUCUGGCAUUACAGUUUCUAGGUAGGGGCUGGUGUGCCGGGGUUCAUCCCACUCUGUGAGGUCCCUCAGGGGUGGUGCGGUUUGCUGUGGAAUCUAAAUUAUCGGAGGGUGCCCUGCUUCCUUCCCAGAUUUCCAGGAAGAGGGCGGGGUGCCCUUCGGGUAAUGGGUGUUUACCUGGAGUUUACCUGGAGAGAGUUUCGGGGGUCAAUGCCCCCGCGGCCCGGUCUGUGACCAGGCCUCCUGGUGGAUCAGCGCCUGAUCAACCAGGCUGUUGCUGCUGGCUGCACGCAAACCAACGUACGAGCCACAGCCCGGCUGAUCAGGAACUGACUUUAGGUGCUUGUCCAGUGCCAGCUUGAAGACUGCCAGGGGUCUGUUGGUAAUCCCCCUUAUGUGUGCUGGGAGGCAGUUGAACAGUCUCGGGCCCCUGACACUUAUUGUAUGGUCUCUUAACGUGCUAGUGACACCCCUGCUUUUCAUUGGGGGGAUGGUGCAUCGUCUGCCAAGUCUUUUGCUUUCGUAGUGAGUGAUUUUCGUGUGCAAGUUCGGUACUAGUCCCUCUAGGAUUUUCCAGGUGUAUAUAAUCAUGUAUCUCUCCCUCCUGCGUUCCAGGGAAUACAGGUUUAGAAACCUCAAGCGCUCCCAGUAAUUGAGGUGUUUUAUCUCCGUUAUGCGCGCCGUGAAAGUUCUCUGUACAUUUUCUAGGUCGGCAAUUUCACCUGCCUUGAAAGGUGCUGUUAGAGUGCAGCAAUAUUCCAGCCUAGAUAGAACAAGUGACCUGAAGAGUGUCAUCAUGGGCUUGGCCUCCCUAGUUUUGAAGGUUCUCAUUAUCCAUCCUGUCAUUUUUCUAGCAGAUGCGAUUGAUACAAUGUUAUGGUCCUUGAAGGUGAGAUCCUCCGACAUAAUCACUCCCAGGUCUUUGACGUUGGUGUUUCGCUCUAUUUUGUGGCCAGAAUUUGUUUUGUACUCUGAUGAAGAUUUAAUUUCCUCAUGUUUACCAUAUCUGAGUAAUUGAAAUUUCUCAUCGUUGAACUUCAUAUUGUUUUCUGCAGCCCACUGAAAGAUUUGGUUGAUGUCCGCCUGGAGCCUUGCAGUGUCUGCAAUGGAAGACACUGUCAUGCAGAUUCGGGUGUCAUCUGCAAAGGAAGACACGGUGCUGUGGCUGACAUCCUUGUCUAUGUCGGAUAUGAGGAUGAGGAACAAGAUGGGAGCUAGUACUGUGCCUUGUGGAACAGAGCUUUUCACCGUAGCUGCCUCGGACUUUACUCUGUUGACGACUACUCUCUGUGUUCUGUUAGUGAGGAAAUUAUAGAUCCAUCGACCGACUUUUCCUGUUAUUCCUUUAGCGCGCAUUUUGUGCGCUAUUACGCCAUGGUCACACUUGUCGAAGGCUUUUGCAAAGUCUGUAUAUAUUACAUCUGCAUUCUUUUUGUCUUCUAGUGCAUUUAGGACCUUGUCGUAGUGAUCCAGUAGUUGAGACAGACAGGAGCGACCUGUUCUAAACCCAUGUUGCCCUGGGUUGUAUCUCCGGAAGCUGCCUGUCAGUUCUGGGAGGUGGCGGCCGAAGGGGGUAUGCUUUGUGGCGGGUUUCCGACUACCCUUUCUUUUGUCUGCUGGGGUAGCUCGGUAGAUGUGAGGCUGCUAUCCUAGAGCAUUGGUUUACUGGUGUGAAGGGUAGGGUAUGGCACAGGUUCCAUGUUGCAUCUUCACUGCCCGUGGGCUUGAGGCCCCCUCAGAUGAGGGGGUGAACUACCAGCCUUUCUAUGCCUCGUAGCGACUGUCCCUCCGCUGUCCCUCUUUUUUUUUUUCCUUUUUUCUAAAAAUAACAAGAAAGGAGAUAUGGAAGAAGCACCUUUAUAAUGGAGUUUUCACCUAAUGAAACCCUUCCUCCUCCCAGACUUCUUUCUGAUCCCACACCCUGUUCUCGCCCAGCUUCAUUAUCAGUCCAUUCUCUCGACUCUUCUCGUACCCCUGUACCUUCUGCCGGUGACACUUCGUCACCUGCUUCAGGUGCUACGGUGUCACCCAUUUGUCCAUGCCACUACUUCUAGCACACCUUUCACAAUGCAUCCAGCUUUCCCAAAUACGGUGCGACACUUUUCGGAUCGCCCGCCUCCCUCGAGUCAGACCACCCGCAGUACUACUCCUAAAUGUCCACGACAACCUUCUGAUGACGGUUCAUCGAUGAUCGCUCAAAAACGACCUACACAACACUCGCUACCUUUGCGUACCGGGCUAACGAGUGUGCAAUGGACAAAAUUCUUUUCUUUACAACCAACGUCUCAAAUGGAUUAUCUGUCUGAUCAUGGAAUUGGUAAAACUCUUUUAACCCUUUCAGGGUCCGUCCCGUAGAUCUACGGCUUUACGUUCAGGGUCCAAACCGUAGAUCUACGCCAUGAGCUCAGCUCACUCUGAUAAACUGUGAGUGGUACAUUUGGGCCUAGAUAUGAGAGAAUACAUCUAUGUGGUAUGUGUGCACCACAUAAAACAGAUCCUGCAGCACACUGUGUAUAAUGAGAGAAAAAAAAUGAAAUCAUGAUUUUUCGAUUAAAACAGCAACUUUGCAGUGUUUUUUCGUAUGUUUUUUAUAGUUGUAUUUGCGAUUUCUUGGUCUCAUUUGAUAGAAUGGAAGACAUAUUACAGAAAUAGAGAUGAUCUUGAUUGGUUUUAGCAUUGGAAAUGGCUUGAAACUGAGCUCAAAGUAGCGGAAAUGUUAAAUUUUUGCCGAUAUUCAAGAGUAAACAAACGACCUCACACGUCUAAUACACACCAGCUGGUGGGUCUAAUAUACAUUCACAAAUAUGGUGAUGAUAUUUAUACAAUUAUUACAGUAUUGCAUAACAGUAAAUCUUCUAUUUUUUGGUGUGAAUAAAAAUUCAUUAUGUGAAUAAAAAUCAAAAUGGAAUUUAUUUGUAAAGCCUCAAAACAUAACUAAUGAACAGAGGAAAUGUUAGUUUAGUGCCAGGAAUGCCUACAUUGUUCAUUCUGGACCCUAUUUUGAAAUUGGAAUAUUUUGAACUUUGUGUUAAAUUGGCCAAAUUAACAAUUUCCGAUCACUUUAUUUUGUAGUUGAAACAGUUGACUUGGUGAUUUCUUGUGCUCAAUCGAUAGAAUAGAAGUAAUACUAGUGAAAUAGCUAAGAAUUUGGUUGAUUGGAAUAAUGUAAUUGGCCUAAAAUGGGAGUCAAAUUCGGCAAAAUCUCCGAUUCGUAAAUAUCGCUGACACAUCAAAAUUCGCGAGAGCAUAAUUUCGUCAAUUUUCCACCAAAUUUCGUACUUUUUGUUUUAUUACCUUCACAAAAAGAUUCUCUACGAUUUCAUAAGAAAAAAUAACAAUUUUUUUUUUUUUUAAAUUCUUGGACACUGGUGCGUGACUCCAGAUUUGGGCCUUGGACCCUGAAAGGGUUAAGGCACGUUGGCCAAAAUAUAUCUUUCCACACUCUUCGAAGCUGUACGCAUGUCGUAACUGUGCAGAAUUCAGAGCAAGCUCAUGCUCUCUCCCGCAUCACAUCCAUUGAUAACGUACCAGUCACCAUUCGUAAACAUGCUACUCUUAAUUCUUGCAGUGGUACCGUGGUCUUACUGCGUACCAUUGUACAGAGUGACUUUUUUUGUCUUGACGCAAUGAUAUUUUAGAACAAUUAGUCCUUCAAAACCUCCCUGUUCUUAAGGUAGAUACAUCCUGCCUGCUCAUGAGUGGAGGCACUUUCCUAGUAACAUUGCUUGUUUACCCUUCGACUGCCAGGAACUGCAGUCCUCUGUCUACAUUGUGGGCCAUUGUUUAGAGGUCCGUCAAGUAGUUCCCAUUCCCAAACAGUGUUGAAAUUGCAAUAAUGUUGGUAGAAUUACCGACAAUAAGUAAAGUAAAAGGACACAAGUGCAACUAAUGUGACAUUUUAUUGUGGCAACGUUUCGCUCCUGGAGAGCGAAACGUUUCCACAAUAAAAUGUCACAUUAUUUGCACUUGUCCUUUUACUUUACAGUGUUGAAAUUGCUGGCAUUUUGGGCACCCCACUAAACAUUGCAGAUCUGCGGCAAAAUGCCCGAUCUGUGGUGCACCAGAUCAUUCCAGUACAUCUUGUAGUCUCGCCCCUCGUCUCAAUUGCAAGGUACCUCGUCCUUCCUUUUCCCUGCCGUUGCCAGGUCUAUCGUAAUGAAUGAGAGAUCAGUCACCUUAAAGAGCGCAAGGGCCUUACUUACACUAUGGCAGUCUCUUAGCUCCGCCUUCAAGGAAUUUUGUCGUGUCCUGCAUGCUCAGGUAGCCCACAGACCUCCAACCUCGACAGUCCUCCUGUCUCCCAAUCCCUCUGCUUCCAUGCCUUCCAGGGUCACCCCAGUUUCUAAUGUUUUUGCAGUUUUAUCCUCUGACACUCCUGCUUCCACACCACUUUCUACUUCUACUUCAUCUUGCUCGCUUCUCGGUCUAAUAGGCCUUGCAGACCUACACUUUCUUUGCACCCAUCACCUGUACAGAAUCUGUCUUCUACCUUGGAGACUUUCUCACCCCCCUCCCCUUUCCACCCCUCACAUGAAGGUAGAGGUCCCCCCCCCCCCCUUAGUGUAGUUCCCUCUUCCCAUCUUCCAUAGUUUUACCUCCUUCCUCUCCUGUUACACUGCAGGACUUGUUACAUUCUUCCGAUCCUUUACCUGACAAAUCACUUAAUGAAAGCGUACUUCUUGUAUGCGUUGAUAUACUGUAUCAACAAGUUUUUGUUCGCUCCCUGAUGCAUUAUACUGCAGCUCAUGUUCAUUUACACCGAUGGUUUACAGUUUACUCUAUCUUUGUCCCUCCCGUGCAUUCUGUAUCUCUGAUAUCACGUUUUUUAUUUCAUCUCUACCGCCGCCCAUCACCUGUAGGGAGGGUCCCACUGCGACUCAUGGUGAUCAGUUGGAGACUCUUCUCGCCCUCAUGUUUUAAACAUGGGUGCUCCUACCCAUUCUGACUCUUGCUCUCAGUCUCUCCUGCAUUGAUCUUUCUGUGUGUUCUUUGCCCAUUGCACUUGAUUUUGCGUGGUCUGUUCUUCCAGAUUUACACGAUAGUUAUCACUCUCCCAUUCUUCUUUCUUCUUCUAUGUAUGCCCGACCGUUUCAUAGCCUUCGUUGGCAAUUUGCUCGAGCAGAUUGGGACUUGUACUCCCAUCUUACCACCUGUUGAGGACCCCCUUUCGUCCUCUGUUGAUGAACUGGCACACCACUUUUCAACCUUAGUCCUAACUGCAGUGACACAUUCUUUCCCCCCAAACUUAAGGUAGGCAUUCUCAGGCAUGCAUGCCUUGUUGGUCUCUUAUAUGCUCCCAUUCAGUGCGUUUAAAAUGUUCUGCACAGGGCCAUUAUUAAUAUAAUCAUACUGCGGAGUGUCUGUUGGAUUUCAAGCGAGCAAGGACAGUUGCUCACCGCAUUAUCCACGAUGCUAAAUGCACUUGUUGGCGAGACUACAUGUCUACCAUUAACUCUUCUUCCCCUAUGUGCGUGAUUUGGAAAAAGGUGUGGAAAUUGUGGCAGGUACACUCCGGACCCUGCUCCCGUUUUGCGAGUUGCUGGAGUUGAUGUCACGGAGCCCUUAGAAGUUGCCACAGCAAUCGGGAACUAUCUUAUCCAUAUCUCCCGAGGGCUUCACCUCUGUUCCUCAGAGAGCAGUUGCCCUUAGAUUUCUCUUCUGGUGGAUUGGAGCCAUAUAACGUACCUUUUACUCUUCUAGAACUGGAGUCCACGUUUUUCAUUUGCCAGCCAUCGGCACUGGGACCUGAUGAUAUCCACGUCGGUAUGCUUCAACAUCUCCAUUCUAUGGCUCUUCCCAUUCUUUUACGUCUUUUCAAUCUAAUUUGGAAGCAAGGGGGUUCUCCCUCAACACUGGAAAUCUGCUAUUGUACUACCGUUUGCAAACAGAGUGCCUCAGGACUUGACACCUCUCACUAUCAUCCCAUUGCCAUGACCAGUGUGGUCUGCAAGGUGAUGGAAUGAUUUGUGAAUAGACAUAUGAUGUGGUUCUUAGAGACACAGAAUAGCCUUUUCCCUCACCAAUAUGGUUUUUGCAAAGGCCGCUCUACUGUAGACCUCUUGCUUCACUUAGAUACAUAUAUUCAAAAUGCCUUUGCUAACAACCACUCCGUCCUAGCGGUCUUUUUUGAUCUAGAGAAGACAUAUGAUGCCACAUGGAGGUUUAACAUCCUAGCCCAAGCCCACUCUUUAGGCCUCUGCGGUAAUCUACCAAACUUCAUUGCUGCUUUCUUGUCCAAUAGACAUUUUCGGGACCAUAUUGGCGCCUUGCUUUUCUCGGACUUUGUACAAGCUGAGAGUUCCAUAAGGGUGUCAUCAGCAGUACUACCUACCUUGCGCUCUUCCUUCGCAUAUUUGGUCAUCACUUUGUUAAUGACUUCGCUAUAGCUUACUCAGGCACUGUCAACUAGUAGCAGCCUCCCUUCAGGUUGUAAUAGACAGAGUCUUCCAUUGGACCACUUCUCACAACUUCAAAUUUUCUAGUACAAAAACCCAGUUCAUUACCUUCACAAGACGUCCUCUUAUUCCAGAUAUACUCUCUUGUACUUACACAGUUCACAUAUUCCGGCAUUUAAUAGUCAAGUUUCUGGGCCUGCUCUUUGAUCGCCAGCUGACGUGGAGACCACACAUUUCUUCUUUAAAGACAACUUGCCAUGGUUGGCUAAAUCUCAAAGUUUUUGCACAUUGUUCAUGGGGAGCAGAUCCUCACACUCCUCCACCCUAGUCUUGUCCGAGCUGGAUUAUGAUGACCAAAUCUAUUCUGCGGCCUCUUCAGCAACUCUUAAGUUAGAUCCCAUUCAUCACCAAGGUCUCCAUCUGUGCCUUGGUACCUUUCAUUCAUCCCCUGUUGAGAGCCUCUAUGCAGAAGCGAAUAUUCCAUCCUUGUCCGAUCGCCGUGAUGCUCAUUGCCUUCGCUGUUUUGUUCGAACUCCUAACCUCCACAAUCCUUCCGUAUGUAGGAUGGUCACCGAUGUUAGUAGACAUUCUUUAUUUGUUCGUCGCCCCUGCUUACUCCACCCCUUUUCUCUCCACCUCCAUUCGCUCUUGUUUCCUCUUCAGUUACCACCUUUCUAUGUACAUGUAGUGUCUCACUUUUCCCUGCCCCCUUGGAAAGUUCUAGCUGUUUGUGUCUGUUCUUUCCCACUCCCAUGUGCAAAAGCCCAACUACCUACGGUGGCUUCCCGCUCUUUUUCUCAACCACUUCUGCUCUUGUUCUCAUGCCAUCACAGUGUACACUAAUGGUUCUAAGUCUUCUGACGGCGUUGGCUUCGCAGCAUUGUUUCCGCACAGUGUCAUGCGAGGACAUUUAUUAUCCUCGGCUAGUAUUUUUACGGCUGAAUUGAAUGCCAUUCUUGUAGCACUUACCUGUAUAGAAUCUAUGCCUGUGUCACCAUUUGUAGUCGUUUCAGACUCCCUUAGUGCUUUACAGGCUAUACGAAAAUUUGAUACACCUCACCCACUAGUUCUUCGUAUCUGACUUUGGUUUUGCCAUAUCUCUAGAAAACGCAGAUACAGCAGGGCCCCACUUAUACGGCAGGUUAGGUUCCAGGCUACUGCCGUAAAGUGGAACACCCCUUUUUUCCACUUAUAAAUGCAUAUAAAUAUUAGAUAAAAAAUUUAUACUAACAUACAUUAAGUUAGCAAUAGAACUAGGCAUUAAAAAAACAAUAAAGUAAAAUACACGUAUAGUACACUCAUUACUUAUCUUAAAAUAUUUGUAGUCUUAAUCUAUAGUGAGACAAGUAUUUAUUGUAAGAAAUCAAGUGUGAUAUGGUAGCCAGCCGGGCUACCAUACCAGGCCAACUCAUCCACACAUUCUAUAACAUUUAAGCAUCCCAGAGCGAUAAAAUGCAUAUACAGUUCACUCGUUACUUGCCUUAAAAUAUUUGUAGUCUUGAGUAAACGAGAUAAAAUGAGUAAGUGAGAGAGAGAGAGAAUGAGUACAUGAGGGAGGACAGGCACAGAGUUAUUAUUAUUAUUAUUAAUCAAAAAGAAGCGCUAAGCCACAAGGGCUAUACAGCACAGAGUUAUGUAAAGCCAGGCGAACGUAAGUUUUGUAAACAAAGUGUACACGUCUGGUUUGUGUACAAGUUACAUUGUGUACAAGUUACAUUGUGUACAAGUUACAUUGUGUACAAGUUGUCUGUACAUUGAUACGGUAGAAUAAAUAAAGAACACACUCUUUCUCAUGUAAUGCCAUUUUUAGAAGAAAUGAUGCUCUGAGUGAAGGCAAUGGAAAUAAGUCACUGUCUGACUUUUUUGGGUUAUCCUAGGUACUUUACAUACAUGUUAUGUAUGAUAAUCUAUGUAACUAUUUGUGUGUACCUGAAUAAACUUACAUACGAAAGGAAUAAUUUUCUACAGUUACCCCCAGUAACACAUUUUCUCUGAUAUUGAACUAGAUUAUUAUUAUUAUUAUCAAAAAGAAGCACUAAGCCAUAUUGAACUAGAGAAAAUGUUAUUCUUGCUGUCACUCGUACAAGUCUGGCUACCACAUCUCGUAUUUGUUUCUUUAUUCUACUGUGAGGUGUAUUUAUCAUCUUUAUAUGUUAUGUAUCAAUCCCGGCCGGGGUAUGGUUUGUUUGCAAUCGUGUCAUUACGAUUUCGUGAGUCAUGUUUAUUAUAUAAUUUUUAAAAAAAAAAAGCGUGCGUGAGCGUGUUAGAUAGGAGUGAAUGGAGACGAAUGGUACUUGGGACCUGACGAUCUGUUGGAGUGUGAGCAGGGUAAUAUUUAGUGAAGGGAUUCAGGGAAACCGGUUAUUUUCAUAUAGUCGGACUUGAGUCCUGGAAAUGGGAAGUACAAUGCCUGCACUUUAAAGGAGGGGUUUGGGAUAUUGGCAGUUUGGAGGGAUAUGUUGUGUAUCUUUAUAUGUUUAUGCUUCUAGACUGUUGUAUUCUGAGCACCUCUGCAAAAACAGUGAUAAUGUGCGAGUGUGGUGAAAGUGUUGAAUGAUGAUGAAAGUAUUUUCUUUUUGGGGAUUUUCUUUCUUUUUUGGGUCACCCUGCCUCGGUGGGAGACGGCCGACUUGUUGAAAAAAAAAAAAAAAAAAAAAAAAAAAAAUGUAUAUUAACGUAAUACUAUAUGACAUUUAAUGAGAUUCGGUGAUUAUUAUUAAUGCUAAUAUGGCGUCACUCAUACAAGGUGUCUGGCUCCCACAUCUUGUAUUUUUUUUAUUUAUUUUACUGUGGAGUGUAUUUAUCAUCUUUAUAUGUUAUGUAUCAUGUUUAUUAUAUAAUUUUGAAAAAAUAUCAGAUGGAUUAACGAAAAUAUGUAUAUUAACGUAAUGUACGACAUUUAAUGAGACUCGGUGAUGAUUAUUAUUAUUAUUAUCAUCAUAAUUAUUAAUAUGGUGUCUCAAGACAUGAGACAAUGAUUUUAAUAUGUACCUGCACGCUAGCACAUUGUGUGAGUUUAUUUAGGUACAGGUAUACAUAAGUAUAAUUGUCAGAGUAUAUAUAAAAUAUGAAAUAACUUUUAAAAACACUUGAAAUUUUGGAGUUUCCAGACAUAAUGGAGAGACUUAGUGCUUAUGGAUCUCACAGAGAAUGUAAACAAACCGGGUGGGGCUCGGUGACCAUAUUAGAAAGUCAGAUGGGGGGAGCGGUAUAGAGAGUUUUGGUCAUAAUUUGAAAUGACUGUAUUAGCAGAACGCCGUAAGUGAAACUCCAUAAAGCGGGGCCCUACUGUAUUGUUUUUUGCUGGGUCCCUGGUCAUGUUGACAUACAGGGCAAUGAACAGGCAGACACUGCUGCACUGUCAACAGUAAUGACCUCCCAGUUUCAUAUAGAGGUGUUCCAUUCACAGACUAUUUUGCUGAAAUAGCUACUCACCUCCGCACCUGUUGGCAACAGCGUUGAUCUGAUCUGCUCCAUAACAAACUUCAUUCUAUUAAACCGAGUGUAGGUUUCUGGCCGUCUUCUUGUCAUGAAUGUUGAGGAUGGGAGACUACUACUACUCCCAUCUUCACAUCAGCCACACUCGUCUUACUCAUGGUAUCUCAUGGAGAGGUGCCCUGUUCCUCUCUGUGAGAACUGUCAAGUCCCAGUAUCUGUUUGCCACAUUCUGUUGCACUGUUCACUAUCAAUGAGCACGCAGAAUUUACCCCCAAUGUUGUCUCCACUCCAUUGCCCUUUCUUUACCUUCCCUUCUUGCUGAUGGACCUUCCUCUAACCCAUAAAUGGUCCAAAUGUAUAUCGCUUUUGCCGCUAGUGCCCCAAACGUAUACUGUAUAUACGUUUUAUUUUUCCUGCCUUCAAAUUUGGCAUGAUUGGCCUGAGAUGCCUUGUCAGCAUAGAAUGGGUCCUAAAACUGUGUGCGAGGUAUUAAAAAGAUCUGGGACUACUUAGUACCUUGUGGAAGCACCAGUUCAAAUGAAUGCCAGCUAGAGCAAACAGCGCAGCAAACACCUGGGAUUCACUGAUGUCAUGUAGUAGUAACAACCAUUUUAAGAGGAAAGUGAUUUUGACCCUGGGUUUAGUGGCUUUGAGGUGGAUGUGGCCACAAGUGGUUGAGAAAAUAUAAAAAAAACCUCGAUAAUAACCCAUGUGUGCAAUAUUUAUGCAACACCCUUUCAGAAUGUCUUAUAACCUAUUCCCUAAGUAAAGAGAAACAAUGCUGGCUGGCGGCCUGGCUCUAUCCCCGUUUGUCUGUAUCUAUCUGUCUCUCUCUCUGUCAGUCUCUAUCUUUGUCUAUCUGUCUAUCUUUCUCUCUCUCACAGGUACACAUAAAUACAAGUAUACAUAGUGUAAAUUACCUAGGAUAACCCAAAAAAUCCAGACAGUGCUAUACUCUGCUUGAAGAAGUGAGUAAAUGUGAUGAUGCAGUCUUGUGGCUCUCUCUGAGACAGAGAGCUAGACGGAGAGAAACAACGACAGGGAGCUUGACAGACAAAUACACACACGUUUGUGUACCAGCAAAAACAAAGCAAGGCCCUAAUCUUUUCUUAUCAAGCCUUAUCACUGCACCCUCGCGAAUGCUCAUCAAACGUCAGCUCUUAUCAAAUGUUAUCUCAUCGUAUCAUGCCACUGUCAGGGGUGGACUUUGUUUUUCGUGCUUCAAGGGAACUUAUUAUUAUUACGUAUUAUUAUUCCUCUUCCUCCUCCUCCUUUUUUUCAUUUUCUUCUUCACUUCCAAAUAUCCAAAACAUUGCUGGGACCUAUAAAUACUUCGUAUUUAUUCCAAGACAAUAGUAAAUGACCAAGGCAGGUGCAAAUGUCCACCUGUCAGUGUGUUUGUAACAAUUUGAGUACAAUUUCAGUAUCUAAUACAAGUGUCAGAACAAAGAUUGGUUAUGAAAUGACAAGAACUACUAUAAAAAUUACAUAAAAAUUAUAUAAAAUAUGAAAAAUAGAAAAAAAAGGUAUAUCGGCAACACAUCUGCAAGCAGCAGGACUCGCUGUUGAUGUCAAGUGAGCAUCCAGUGCCAACUUCUGGGCCUCGUAUCUUGAUAAACACUUAGAAAAAUGUGCUCUUUUUGUCCAAAAAAAAAAAUUAUUUUUCAAAAUAUUCGGGGCACUGGGGUAGUGAACGUACAUAUACGUUUGGACCAUUUACGGGUUAAUCCAGACUCUCUCAUUGACUUUGACAGCAACUGAUUUACUACACAAACUCUGAUGAUGCCUCUAGGACUCUCCUCCGUCAUUUCUACCUUAAUCUCUAGCUACCCUCUACCUCUGCCCUAUUCACUGCUCUGCUGCAAUCUAUACCCUAAUAAUUAUCCCUCCCCCUCUUGCCACCCAUUUCUCUUACAUUCUUCCCUACCCUGCUCUGCUGUAUAACCCUUGUGGUUUAGCACUUUUUUUUUUAUUAUAAUCCUUUAUUUUUAAGUCGGUAUUCACUUCUUUUUUUAUAUAAAAUUGGCCAAAUUACUGACUUCUGUGCACUUUAUGGGUGGUUGAAAUAGUUGAAUGGGCAGUUUCUUUUGCUCAAUCAUUAGGGAAAUACCUAAGAUUGUCAAAAAAAGAGCAGUGGAAUUGGCUUAACCCUUGAACCCUCUCCAAUGUACUAGUAUGCACAUCUUUUCAUGCCAAAUCUGCCAAUAAUUUCGAUUUUGGAUCUUCCAUCUGUUUAUUCAUUUGAAACCCCUCAAGGAAGGUUCCUUGAUGUUGGUGAGGGGCUCUUGAUUUAGGGAAUUGGAUCUAUGCUCCAGUUCCCCAAAUUAAGCCUGAAUGCCUUCCACAUACCCCCCCAGGCGCUGUAUAAUCCUCCGGGUUUAGCGCUUCCCCCUUGAUUGUAAUAAUAAUUCAUUUGAAAAAAAAAUU